AUGAAAGGAGACCAAUGUUCCCGGUUCUUCCGCAAGAUUGCACAAAGGAGAUCGAUAAGGAGAAUCCUACAGAUCAAUGUUGAUCAUGGAACCACGCACACUAACCCAGGAGCUAUUACGAAUGAGUUUGUUGAUUAUUACCAUAAUCUGCUUGGAGGGGAUAGGAGGCAUGAAGUGAUCAAUCUUAGUUUCCUUAAACCCUGGGCACGCCAUCUGUUGAGUGACGAGGAGGCAAACCUGCUACUUGCACCAUUCACGGCAGCAGACGUGAAACAGGCAUUGUUUGAUAUUGCUGAGGAUAAAGCGUCGGGACCGGACGGGUAUUCAUCGGGAUUCCUUAAAGCCGCUUGGCCCAUAGUGGGGCAGGAGGUGUCGUUCGCACCUAUAUCUUGUUGCAAUGUGUUGUAUAAGAUCAUCGCCAAGCUCAUUGUCCAACCAUUAAGUAUGAUGCUGGAUAAACUUAUAAGUCCGUGCCAAGCGGCAUUUGUGCUCGAACGGAGCAUUGGAGACAAUAUUAUGCUAGCGCAGGAACUCUUCAUGGCAUAUAACCAAGCACGUCUUCCUCCCCGUUGUGCGCUGAAAGUGGACAUUCGGAAGGCAUAUGACACAGUUGAAUAG
This is a messenger RNA of Sesamum indicum (sesame), 618 nucleotides long. NCBI's taxonomy places the organism in Eukaryota, Viridiplantae, Streptophyta, Magnoliopsida, Lamiales, Pedaliaceae. The record is from RefSeq and is a predicted model, not a curated record.